Messenger RNA from Cornus florida, 1107 nucleotides. RefSeq names its product transcription factor bHLH147-like. The transcript is spliced from 2 exons. The record is from RefSeq and is a predicted model, not a curated record. The coding region runs from base 299 to 964 and encodes 221 amino acids. Gene Ontology annotation, biological process: regulation of DNA-templated transcription. Gene Ontology annotation, molecular function: protein dimerization activity. Lineage: Eukaryota; Viridiplantae; Streptophyta; Magnoliopsida; Cornales; Cornaceae.
GCGACGCGUGUUAUCGUGUUGAUACCCACCCUUUGAAGCCUUUUAACUUGCUCCUCUCUCCCUCCCUCCGUUGCAGAGCCAAAUCCGCCGUCGCAAAACCUCUCUCUCCCCACACACACACACUAAGAGACACAUAUAUGUAUAAUAUGCUCUCCUUAGAUCCAUACGUUGAUUCUAGAUCGUUCAUCAAUAAGAGAACCAGAAGCUGAGUUUCUCAAGAACGUUUCAUUUUCUCCCAAAGAGGGAAAUUCGAAUCAUCCGAUCCGAUUCGAUCAUACGGAAUCGACGGUGUUGAUUGAUGGCGUCAACUCUGAUCUCGAAUCAGGUAACGAACUCGGACAGAGCGCUCGAGUCAGCAAAGAGGAAAAAGAAGAAGAAAAGUCAAGCAGCCAUCAGAGAUCAAACUCAAAACCCUAACAACAAUUCCAACGAGAUUCAAUGGAAGUCCGAAGUUCAAGAACAAGUCUACUCUUCGAAACUCCUCCAAGCUCUCCGCCAAGUCCGGCUGAGCUCAUCUUCGUCGUCGGCUCCGAAGGGCCGUCUCGCCGUGCGCGAAGCCGCCGACCGAGUCCUGGCCGUGGCCGCUAAAGGAAGGACCAGGUGGAGCCGUGCCAUCCUCACGAACCGGCUCAAGCUCAAGUUCACGAAGAACAACAGAAAGAGAGUGGCGGUGAACGGCAACAGCAGGUCGAAGAAGCCGAGAGUGAGUGUUUUGCGGUUGAAUUCGAAGAAUUUACCGGCGGUGCAGAGGAAGGCUCGCGUUCUCGGACGGUUAAUUCCCGGUUGCCGGAAACAACCGUUGCCGGUGGUUUUAGAAGAAGCCACGGAUUAUAUUUCUGCGCUGGAGAUGCAGGUUAGAGCCAUGUCUGCUCUAGCCGAGCUGCUCUCGGGCUCCGCUUCUGACAGCGGCUCAAAUGUUUCGGCUCUUACUCAGCUCGGUCCAAGCCGGCCUCCACCAAUCUGAUUUCACUUUCCUAUUUCUUCUAUUUUUGUUUUUAGUUUUACUUUAUGUCUCUCUCUGUGUCUCUUCGGUCUCCAGUAUUUCCAUGUCAAGUACAUUCUCUCUGAGAAAUGAUAAAAUCCAAAUUUUAACAGAAAAAGUAAAAA